CUUUGACUUGGUCAGCGGCAACAGCAGCAACACAAACAGCAGCAACACGACAAUAGCAAGAUGAGGCCCCUCAGUUAUCUUCUGUUGGUAACAUUGGCAUUGGCCACUGGUGGCCAGGCAGUUGUCCAUGGUAAUAGGAAUGGCUAUCGCUAUAAUGGGCCCUCGCAUAAGUAUUUGCCAGCCGAGGGAGCUCCCAGCACAGAUGCUGUAACCACAACUGGACAUUGGCAGCCUCAGCCGCUGCAUGAGGAGCAGCGAGAGAGGGAACCAGAGUAUCUGGGUAAUCGUCAAGAGCAUUGGCAACAUCAGCAGAGCGGACAUCAAGGGUCUUCUUCUUCAUUGGGGCAUCAGCAACAGCAUCAGCAAGGCCACCGUCAAGAGCAGCAAGGACAUCUUCAGCAUGCACAUUCCCUGCAAGAGGUAGAAUAUCUGAUACACCAGCAACGUCCACAAGGUUUCUCCCAAUAUCAGGGAAACCGUCAGCUCGAGUCAUCCUACGGUCAGCAGCAGCAGCAUGAAAACCAUCAACAGCAACAUUCAGAGAAUCAUUGGGAUUCUUCUUCCCAUCACCAUCAACAACAAGGACCCCAUAAGCAGCAGCAGCAGCCGCAACAGCCAGAGAGUCAUUGGGAUUCAGCUGCCUAUCAGCAGCAAGGACCCCACAAGCAGCAGCAGCAACAAACAGAGAAACCUUGGGAACAUGAGCAACAUGGCUCUCGUCAGCAACAACAACAACAACAACAGCUGCAAAACUAUUGGGAAAACUCUUUUGGCCAGCAACAGAAAGAGAAUAACUGGGAAUCCUCCUAUGGCCAGCAAGGAUCUCAACAACAGCCAGAGAAUCACUGGAGUGGUCCAUUGUCGUCAAACAACAUUCACGGAUCGCAGGGAUCCGAUCGUUGGCAGCCAUCAUCACAAUCCUCAUAUCCUCUGCAAUCUCUGGACUUAUUGCCUGUGGCUCACGCUCAUGCCAACAGCCAAAAGACUCUUGCUAGGCCCACAAAUCACGUUAAUCAAAUUCCGGGCUACACUUUGUCCAGCAAUCCAGAGCACGAGCGUUUCAUUGGCCUGGAUGCGGCUGAUAAUCGUCUGCUAACCCAAUCUCUACCCUUUCAAUCACCAUCGGCCCCCUUCAGGCCCGGCAGCAAUCACCACCAGCAACACCAGCAACACCAGCAACACCAGCAGGGCCACAGUCAUAACUUCUUGCAAAUGCAGUCCCAAUCCUAUGAGUUGCCUUCCACACAGCAUACCCAACAUGGAUGGGUGGCCAGCCAAUCGGCCAAUUCUCAUGCCAAUGAACCAAAUCGUCAAUUUCAGCCUCCCUACUAUUGAAAUUAACCACGACUUGGAUUAGGUUGCUUUCUUCAUUUUUUUUUCGCUCUUCUUUUCUGUUUUUUUUUUUUUUUUGGUGUACAAUAUUUAAUUUAAAUUAUGCUUAAAGAAUAAUUUACAAACAUCUAAGUAGAAAUUCCAAUACUUUUUGAAAAUAGAAAAAGUUGAAAUUGAAAUUCGAACAAAGAAGUUUUAACAUGACAAAUUCCAGAUUUUAUUGUAUAUAUACCUAGUACAUAUAA
Drosophila willistoni is the source of this 1577-nucleotide messenger RNA. RefSeq names its product putative mediator of RNA polymerase II transcription subunit 26. Lineage: Eukaryota; Metazoa; Arthropoda; Insecta; Diptera; Drosophilidae. The record is from RefSeq and is a predicted model, not a curated record. The transcript has 2 exons. Bases 61 to 1335 code for a protein of 424 amino acids.